Messenger RNA from Bemisia tabaci, 491 nucleotides. The record is from RefSeq and is a predicted model, not a curated record. NCBI's taxonomy places the organism in Eukaryota, Metazoa, Arthropoda, Insecta, Hemiptera, Aleyrodidae.
UCCGGAAAACUUCCGGAACUUCUCCCGGAACAUUGGCCGCGAGAGCAAAACAUCAACAUUACCAACUUUUCAGAUGCUGAACACAUGGUCAUCACUGCGAUCGACAUUAUUGAAAUCAAUUAAAGUUUUCUCCCCAAUAAUUUCCUCUGGUUGCCCAUUUCACUGCACAACUCCCACAAUGGCUACAACGGACAACAAAUUUAGUCUACCAGAAAGAUACAAGGGAACGGAAUACAGUGUCUGGGUGGAGUAUAUUCAACUGGCUAUUGAGCAUAAGCCUGAUUGUAACCUAGGCCAAGGUUUUCCUGAUUUUCCAGCUCCUCCCGAGUACCUGCCGAAAUACAUUGCCGAAGUAACUGAAUCCAACCACCUCAUGAAUCAAUACACAAGAGGCUUUGGUCAUCCUCGUUUGGUCAACGCCAUCGCUGAUCUGUACAGCAAGCUGAUCGGAAGGAAACUAGAUCCACUAUCCGAGAUCCUGGUGACAAUUG